AUGGUUUCCGCAGAAACAAUUGGUUCCAUUUUUAUAAAAGUGUUCAAAGUGGUCAUCAACAUUGUAGUGCUGAUCAUUUACCGAACAGGCUAUGGAGGAGAUUUCCUUGGUAUUGGUGGUACUUGGAACCUGAAUGAAGAGAAAAGUCCCGAUGCAGAAAUCGUCGCAUCCGGGGUGUUUGUCGGUUUCAUCAUCUACACCGGUGUGCAGUUACUGACGUUUGGUUUCGGCACCACCAAACACAAGUACGAGCUUUCUGACACGAUCAUGAAUGUGGUCGGAACGUUCAUGUGGGUAGCUGUCGGUGGUACUGCUUUACACUACUGGCACGGAUAUCUGGCUGAACACGACUUUGAAAACAUUACUUCCGAACGAACGGCUGGACUGGCAUUAGGAGCAUUGUGUGUCAUAAACGGAGCCCUCUAUUUGGCAGAUUCUGUGCUUGCCUUUAUUCACUACACUAAAUAUGCCUAA
This is a messenger RNA of Anopheles marshallii, 474 nucleotides long. It is a transcript of the gene Ssk, whose product is annotated as protein snakeskin. The transcript is spliced from 3 exons. Gene Ontology annotation, biological process: septate junction assembly. The record is from RefSeq and is a predicted model, not a curated record. Lineage: Eukaryota; Metazoa; Arthropoda; Insecta; Diptera; Culicidae. The coding region runs from base 1 to 474 and encodes 157 amino acids.